Molecule: messenger RNA, 8598 nt
Organism: Salmo salar (Atlantic salmon)
Lineage: Eukaryota; Metazoa; Chordata; Actinopteri; Salmoniformes; Salmonidae
Source: RefSeq, a predicted model, not a curated record
GGGGAAGAGAUAUGCUGGCUGGCUGCUACAGUAACUUCCAGUGGCAGGGCUGGUUGUAGCAGCCAGCAGGGUCCUGUCUGCUACUAACCUCUCUCUCUCUCUCCCUGAGCCUUGAGCCACGGCCCUAAACCUACGCCCUUCGUCCCUCAGCACGGACUACCCAGGGGCCUCUUUUCUAACACCCCAUUUAGAGCCUACUGAGAAGGAUUACAACGUUAGGCUGUUAGGGACAGCGUUUCCUGUAGUUACAGCUGAGACAUUUGGAAGUUUAUUCUUUGGAGGAGGAAGUAUGGUCUCUUGUUCGCUGGAGUAAGAUCUUUGGUGGCAGAACUUUUCUUGGAUUUGACUUUGGGUUUUUCUUUUAUUUGAAGAAAGAAGUUGAACACCUCUGGUUUCUCCUCUUCUUUCCCUGUGGACGUGUUUAUUGGAGAGGUAGAGAAGCGAGGGAGGGAGCAGCAUGGAGGAGUGAAGCAGACGGAGGUGUGGAUUGAUGAAUGGAUGAAUAGAAGCUGGAGAGAAAGAGCCUGGUCUAGUGAUGUGGUAUACAAUGUUGAUUUUGGGGCAGUAACUCUCAGCACCACAAACGAGAUAAGCUUGGUAGUGUGGGUGUUAUCUCUAGUGUACACUUGGUAGUGUGGAUGUUAUCUCUAGUGUACACUUGGUAGUGUGCGUGUUAUCUCUAGUGUACACUUGGUAGUGUGGGUGUUAUCUCUAGUGUACACUUGGUAGUGUGGGUGUUAUCUCUAGUGUACACUUGGUAGUGUGGGAGUUAUCUCUAGUGUACACUUGGUAGUGUGCGUGUUAUCUCUAGUGUACACUUGGUAGUGUGGGUGUUAUCUCUAGUGUACACUUGGUAGUAUGGGUGUUAUCUCUAGUGUACACUUGGUAGUGUGGAUGUUAUCUCUAGUGUACACUUGGUAGUGUGGAUGUUAUCUCUAGUGUACACUUGGUAGUGUGGAUGUUAACUCUAGUGUACACUUGGUAGUGUGGGUGUUAUCUCUAGUGUACACUUGGUAGUGUGGAUGUUAACUCUAGUGUACACUUGGUAGUGUGGGUGUUAUCUCUAGUGUACACUUGGUAGUGUGGAUGUUAACUCUAGUGUACACUUGGUAGUGUGGAUGUUAACUCUAGUGUACACUUGGUAGUGUGGGUGUUAUCUCUAGUGUACACUUGGUAGUGUGGGUGUUAUCUCUAGUGUACACUUGGUAGUGUGGGUGUUAUCUCUAGUGUACACUUGGUAGUGUGGGUGUUAUCUCUAGUGUACACUUGGUAGUGUGGGUGUUAUCUCUAGUGUACACUUGGUAGUGUGGAUGUUAACUCUAGUGUACACUUGGUAGUGUGGGUGUUAUCUCUAGUGUACACUUGGUAGUGUGGAUGUUAUCUCUAGUGUACACUUGGUAGUGUGGGUGUUAUCUCUAGUGUACACUUGGUAGUGUGGAUGUUAACCCUCUUCUAAAGAAGCAGUCAUGUUGCUUGUACAGGGUGGUGUUUGACUUCGUCAGAACCUUCCAGAACCCUGGAUCACUGGGGCAGCAUGGAGCUGCUGAAUCUAACGUGAUCAAACUGUUCCAACUGGGAUCCUCCUUUAACCCUGUCCUUGGACAACACUGUCUGGUCCUCCUUCUCCCUGACUUCCUGAGUCUCUAGGGAACAUACAGACUCCUGUUCCAACUGGGAUCCUCCUUUAACCCUGUCCUUGGACAACACUGUCUGGUCCUCCUUCUCCCUGACUUCCUGAGUCUCUAGGGAACAUACAGACUCCUGUUCCAACUGGGAUCCUCCUUUAACCCUGUCCUUGGACAACACUGUCUGGUCCUCCUUCUCCCUGACUUCCUGAGUCUCUAGGGAACAUACAGACUCCUGUUCCAACUGGGAUCCUCCUUUAACCCUGUCCUUGGACAACACUGUCUGGUCCUCCUUCUCCCUGACUUCCUGAGUCUCUAGGGAACAUACAGACUCCUGUUCCAACUGGGAUCCUCCUUUAACCCUGUCCUUGGACAACACUGUCUGGUCCUCCUUCUCCCUGACUUCCUGAGUCUCUAGGGAACAUACAGACUCCUGUUCCAACUGGGAUCCUCCUUUAACCCUGUCCUUGGACAACACUGUCUGGUCCUCCUUCUCCCUGACUUCCUGAGUCUCUAGGGAACAUACAGACUCCUGUUGGGUUGUUGUUUGUCUGAAUACAGUACAUCUGAUAAAACCCAGUGGGUCGACCCCUACAGAUGCUGUCAGUGGGGUCGUCAGUGGGGUCGUCAGCAGCCGUAGUGAUGCGUCGUGGGAACGCCGGCGGUUGGAACGUUGGCGUUGGUGCCAGGAUGACAUGGAUCAUCACCCUGUGGAUUAUCUGGUCCAGCUGGCUCUGCUUCACGGCCAACGCUCAGAUGAAGAUACCGCCAGAAACGGUUCAGCAAUGGGCCGUCUCCUAUGGAAAACAAAUCAUUUCUCUUUCAACAAAAUACUCUGGGGCUCUUCUACUUCAAAAGAAAUACAAAGACAUUGAGCCCACGGUGAAGAUGGAGGAGGUGGACGGAGAGGAACUGGUGAAGAAGUUUGCUGAGGAGAUGGAGGGCAUGCUGGGUAGGAAGAUGAAGUCUGUCAAGAGACUGGCGGAGGCAGCGGAGGACGCUGAUCUAUACCAUGAAUUCAACGCUACCUUAGAGUUUGACUACUAUAACUCUAUGCUGAUCAACUCAGUGGAUAAAGAUGGAAACCCUAUCGAGCUGGGAGGAGAGUUUCCUCUGGAAGAGAAUGAACACUUCAACAAGCUCCAGGUCAACACUCUGCAGAGCGACAUACAGGUUCCCACCAACGUUUACAACAAAGACCCUGGUAUUCUAAAUGGGGUGUACAUGUCGGAGGCCCUGAACGAUGUGUUUGUGGAUAACUUCCAGAAGGACCCUACUCUAACCUGGCAGUACUUUGGCAGUGCUACUGGCUUCUUCAGACUGUACCCAGGCAUCGCAUGGACCCCAGAUGAAAAUGGUGUCGUCACGUUUGACUGCAGGAACAGAAACUGGUACAUCCAGGCUGCGACCUCUCCCAAGGACAUCAUCAUCGUAGUGGACGUCAGCGGGAGUAUGAAGGGUCUUAGGCUCACUAUCGCCAAGCACACUAUUAACACCAUCCUGGACACACUAGGGGAGAACGACUUUGUCAAUGUCAUCGCCUACAGCGACUACGUCCAAUACGUGGAACCCUGCUUCAAGGGCACCCUGGUCCAGGCUGACCUGGACAACCGAGAGCACUUCAAGUUGCUGGUUGAGGAGCUCCAGGUAAAAGGAGAGGGCAAAGUCAAGAAGGCCAUGAAGGAAUCCUUCAAAAUCCUCAAUGAGGCUGCAUCGUUGGGUCAGGGCAGUCUGUGUAACCAGGCCAUCAUGCUGAUCACUGACGGAGCCAUGGAGGAUUAUGAGGAAGUGUUUCAGGAGUUCAACUGGCCAGAACGCAGGGUCCGUGUGUUUACUUACCUUAUUGGUCGAGAGGUGACCUUCGCUGACACUGUGAAGUGGAUUGCUUGCAACAAUAAAGGUUACUACACACACGUCUCCACGCUGGCCGAUGUUCAGGAGAAUGUCAUGGAGUACCUUCACGUUCUGAGUCGACCAAUGGUCAUCAACCAUGAUCAUGACAUCAUCUGGACAGAGGCUUACAUGGACAGUGCGCUGUUCAACACCCAGGCUCAGAGCCUGCUCCUCAUGACCUCUGUGGCCAUGCCUGUGUUCAGCAAGAAGAAGGAGACGUUGUCUCAUGGUAUUCUGCUGGGGGUUGUGGGUACUGACGUCCCGCUGAGAGAGCUGAUGAGGCUGGCUCCUCGAUACAAGCUGGGUGUCCAUGGUUACGCCUUCCUCAACACCAACAACGGUUAUAUUCUGGCCCACCCUGCCCUCCGACCCCUGUAUAAGGAGGGAAAGAAGCUGAAGCCAAAACCCAACUACAACAGUGUGGAUCUGGCUGAGGUGGAGUGGGAGGACACAGAUGAGACAUUGAGAACUGCCAUGGUAAAAGGAGAGACAGGGACUCUGUCCUUAGACGUCAGAGCCACUGUAGAGAAAGGGAGAAGAGUCAUGUUUCUGAAGAAUGACUACUUCUACACAACCAUCAACGAGACACCGUUCAGUCUUGGCAUGGUGCUGACCAGAGGGCACGGUGAAUACAUCUUCAUGGGGAACGUGUCUGUAAAGGAAGGUCUCAAUGACCUGAUGCAGCCAGAUGUGUCCAUCGCAAAUGAGUGGACCUACUGUGAGACAGACAUUGACCCUCACCACCGCAAGCUGACCCAGCUCCAGGCUGUGUUUCGAUACCUCACUGGGAAGGAACCUGAUCUGGAGUGUGAUGAGGAACUGUUGAGACAGACUCUGUUUGAUGCUGUGGUCACAGCCCCCAUGGAGGCUUACUGGACAGCAUUGAUGCUCAACCCAUCUGGUAUGGACGAGGGGGUGGAGACAGCGUUCCUGGGGACCCGGUCUGGUCUGAUGAGGGUCAGCAGAUAUGUGGGCAUUGAGAAACGUGUUGCCAAGAAAUUCCUGUCUCCGUCGGACAAGGAGAACAUCUUUACAAUGGACCACUUCCCCGUGUGGUAUCGCCGCGCUGCAGAGUACCCCGCCGGCAAGUUCCUGUACUACAUCCCCAAAGAGGACACCAGAGAGGCGUCAGGGAGGAUGGUGAUCGCCACCACAGCUGUGACUGUCACCGUGGGAAAGAAGACUGCAGUGGCUGGAGCCAUUGGGGUUCAGAUGGCACUGGACCUGUUAGAGACCAGGUUCUGGGCUACAGCUAAGCAGCCCAAUGACACAGACUGCUCUAACACAGAGGGGAUUUGUCCGCUUACAUGUGAGGCCAUGGACCUGGCCUGCUACCUCAUCGACAGCAAUGCUUUCAUAAUCAUCUCCAAAGAGAAAAGCCAUGUGGGGAGGUUCUUUGGAGAAGUUGACGGCUCAGUGAUGGCACGCCUUAUCAAGAUGGGCAUGUUCAAAAGGGUCUCUCUGUACGACUACCAGGCCAUGUGUAAGAUGGGAGGACAUUCUGCCAGCAGCGCCAGACCCCUUCUUAGUCCCUUCUAUGGUCUGGCGGCUGCUUUAAAGUGGUUCCUCACCAACUUCCUACUAUUUUUACUGGAGUUCAACAUCUGUGGUCUCUGGCACUCUGACCGCUUUGCUGAAGCCAAGCCUGGCUUCAAAGCGUCGGCCCAGAAGAAGAAGGGAGACAUCCUGCAGCCAUGUGACACAGAGUACCCCAGCUUUGUCUACGAGCCCUCCAUCAAGGAGACCAACAGCCUCAUUAAGUGUGGACGCUGUCAGAAGAUGUUUGUAACCCAGGCUGUCCCUGACAGUAACCUGCUGAUGUUGGUGGUACAGGCAGACUGUGACUGUUCCCGUCAGUACCCAGCUAUCACCAUGGAACCCAAGGAAGUGAAAUAUAACGCCUCAGUAAAGUGUGACAGGAUGAAAUCUCAGAAGGUCCGUAGGAGACCCGAGUCCUGCCACGCCUAUCACCCUCAGGUCAGCACCCCGUAUUGGUUCACUGCCUCCCAAUAACGACACCUCACUUCAAGUGGAUGGAUUGACAUCAGGAGAUAACAUGUGUUGUACUAUGCUCAUUGCUCCCUUCAUUUCAAACUGAGUUUUUGUUAUCCUAAGAUCAAAAACAUGAACUUACUGGCCUUAUGUAGUGUUCAUUAUACCACUGGCUGUAACUGUGUGUGUUAACGAUUGAUUACAGGAAAACGCCAAGGAGUGUGGAGAUGCAUCACAGAUCUACCUGUCUGUCUCUCUCUUCCUCACCUGUCUGACUGCCUCCUUCGCCUGUCUCAAGGCCUCCACGCUGGUCUUCCGAUGAUAGACAGACAGCUACUGAACCUAAACCCCACCCCCCUCUGAAAAUCUCCCUGGAAUAUUCCAGAAUGCCUGAAUUUAGCAUGCCUGCUACUGCUUGUGUUAUCUUUAUCAAUCUAUAUGACAGAAUGACUAAAAUUACGAUACUGAUCAUUUGGGCUGUUGGACUGAGAGGAAUAUGGCAGCUGUUAACUGACUCUAUGCUUGAUGACUUUACUAUCACAGAGAGAUGUUGACUUCAGAUGCUUGAUGACUUUACAAUCACAGAGAGCUGUUGACUUCAGAUGCUUGACGACUUUACAAUCACAGAGAGAUGUUGACUGACUCCAUGCUUGAUGACUUUACAAUCACAGAGAGCUGUUGACUUCAGAUGCUUGAUGACUUUACAAUCACAGAGAGAUGUUGACUGACUCCAUGCUUGAUGACUUUACAAUCACAGAGAGCUGUUAACUGACACCAUGCUUGAUGACUUUACAAUCACAGAGAGCUGUUAACUGACUCCAUGCUUGAUGACUUUACAAUCACAGAGAGCUGUUGACUGACUCCAUGCUUGAUGACUUUACAAUCACAGAGAGCUGUUGACUGACUCCAUGCUUGAUGACUUUACAAUCACAGAGAGCUGUUGACUGACUCCAUGCUUGAUGACUUUACAAUCACAGAGAGCUGUUAACUGACUCCAUGCUUGAUGACUUUACAAUCACAGAGAGCUGUUAACUGACUCCAUGCUUGAUGACUUUACAAUCACAGAGAGCUGUUAACUGACUCCAUGAUUGAUGACUUUACAAUCACAGAGAGCUGUUGACUGACUCCAUGCUUGAUGACUUUACAAUCACAGAGAGCUGUUGACUGACUUCAUGCUUGAUGACUUUACAAUCACAGAGAGCUGUUGACUGACUCCAUGCUUGAUGACUUUACAAUCACAGAGAGCUGUUAACUGACUCCAUGCUUGAUGACUUUACAAUCACAGAGAGCUGUUGACUUCCGUUGCUUGAUGACUUUCAAACACAACCACCAAAGUUGUGCUUCUUUGGACAACUGUUCUAAAACCAUGAAAGGGCAUUUUGGUUUCUUCUUCUUCAGUGUCUUAUAAGAGAACAUUAUAGUGUUUCUAUGCAAAAGGAAACAUACUUUCUUUGACCGUGGAAAGUUCCAGUAUCUCCAAUACUAUUCCAAAGGACUUGACUUUGCAAUAGGACCAUGGAAGACUAUCAGACUGUGGAUGAUGUGUUUUAUAAAUGGUUUUGAUAAAAUAAUACUCUGGAUUCAUGCAUGUGUAUGUCUGUUUACCUUAAGCCAUGAAAUGGAGGAUGAACCUUGGAUAAGGCAGAGGCAUCUUUGAACAGUGAUACAAUUCAGAUCGUGGAGUCAGUGACCUCUGCUGGUUGGAAUAUGACAUUGCAGGAUGGUGAUGAAUCAAGUGGAGACUGGCUGGCUGCUGAAGGAUGGAUGAACACAAUGGACUCAACUUCCACAUUGUUCUGUUCAUAACUCAUCAGUCUUUGGUCUACGCUCCACAAACACAUCAAGUAUCUACUAUUAAAUGUGGGCUGGGUUUUCACUGUUGGAAAUGGAUGGACUGUUUCAGGAAAAACCUUCAAGUCACAUAUCAUAUAUGCAAUCUAAGACUUACUAAACCAGUCGACUUAGUUGGCUUACUGCAAAACAAGAACCAUUACUGACCACCUACUUCUGUGUUGGACUACAAGGUGAAACAGCCAUUCUGUUAGAAGGAACAACAUUACAAUGUGAUGGACUACAAGGUGAAACAGCCAUUCUGUUAGAAGGAACAACAUUACAAUGUGAUGGACUACAAGGUGAAACAGCCAUUCUGUUAGAAGGAACAACAUUACAAUGUGAUGGACUACAAGGUGAAACAGCCAUUCUGUUAGAAGGAACAACAUUACAAUGUGAUGGACUACAAGGUGAAACAGCCAUUCUGUUAGAAGGAACAACAUUACAAUGUGAUGGACUACAAGGUGAAACAGCCAUUCUGUUAGAAGGAACAACGUUACAAUGUGAUGGACUACAAGGUGAAACAGCCAUUCUGUUAGAAGGAACAACAUUACAAUGUGUUGGACUACAAGGUGAAACAGCCAUUCUGUUAGAAGGAACAACAUUACAAUGUGAUGAUAUUAGGAUCUCCAAUGUGUUUUUCAUCUGAGUUUUCUGUGUGACUCCAAAUACUUUUAUGAUUGUUUAUAGUUUUUAGCUAAAUUCAUGCAUUAAAUUAUUAUAUUUUUGAGGACAUAAUGUCUUCUGUUUAAUUCAGAUGCCUUUAGUGAUGAAUUAAAUGAGUAUAAAAUGCAUCAUUCAGAAUAAUAUGAUGGGAUACUACUAGUAUUGCUUGCUGGACAUAUAACAGUACUGUAAGUUGUCACUGUCCAGUGAUAUUCUAAGUGGUCUUUUUUAGCAGUCUGUCCCUUUCACUUUGACAGUGAUGCUGUAAUGAUGUCAUAUCAUCAUGUGCUAACUGUCCUCAUGAUGCAGUAAUGCUGAUAAAAGAUGCUGUUGCCCAUGUGUAUGUAUGUAAUGUGAUUGACAUGUCCUGAGUCCUGUGUGUCUUCUGUGUGUCUGGCUUGGAUGUGUCCCAAAUGGUACCCUUAACCAUUUGUAGGUGCACUAGGGCCCAUAGGGAAUAGGGUACCAUUUGGAACACCGUCUGAGAGUCUAGGAGGCAAUAUGAUUGACACAGCACAGUUUGAUUGACAUGUAGGAUAAUCUGGAAUGGAUAAAUAAUAAUACAAUGAAUAAACUUCCUCUUUAUUUUAAA